AUGGCCGCCGAAACCUCCAACUUCGACCUAAAUGCCCUCCCAGAUUCCGAGCCUUGCCCAUUUUGUGUCAUAGCCUCUGCGUAUCCCUACUUCGAUCCAAAUUCACCACCAAAUCCCUCCGACGACGACGUGGACCCAGACAAAGUCUCCCCAGCAAGCUUCAUAGUCCUGUCAACACCCACCCUCCUCGCCUUCCUCGACAUCAUGCCCCUCUCCCCGGGCCAUCUUCUACUCUGCCCUCGUAGACACGCGCAGAAACUCAGCGAUGUAUCUGCCUCGGAAGCAGCCGAGCUCGGUCAAUAUCUCCGGAUUCUUUCUAAAGCUUUGGUGAAAACGACGGGCGUGCAAGAUUGGAAUGUGGUGCAGAAUAACGGAGCGGCGGCAGCGCAGGUGGUCAACCAUGUACAUUACCAUCUAAUACCUCGACCGGAGAUAAGGGCUAGUGGUCGGUUUAGUGAGAGCUUCACCAUGUUUGGCCGGGGUGUGCGGAGCGAGUUGGACGAUGAGGAGGGUGUGAUCCUCGCUGAAAGCUUGAGGGAAGGCGUCAGAUUGGUGUUAGAAGAGGAGGCCAGCAAGGCGAAGUUAUGA
Pseudomassariella vexata is the source of this 588-nucleotide messenger RNA. RefSeq names its product HIT-like domain-containing protein. The transcript has a single exon. Gene Ontology annotation, biological process: nucleotide metabolic process. NCBI's taxonomy places the organism in Eukaryota, Fungi, Ascomycota, Sordariomycetes, Amphisphaeriales, Pseudomassariaceae. The record is from RefSeq and is a predicted model, not a curated record. The coding region runs from base 1 to 588 and encodes 195 amino acids. Gene Ontology annotation, molecular function: catalytic activity.